CCGAAACCUAAGCCAUAAACAUUUCGUUUUGAAAAAAAUACACUCUGAAAUAUGUACUUAGCGUAAAACGUAAACAAAAGAGCACCUGUGGAGACAAUAUAGUGCACGUUUGAUGAAUGGAGACAGAGUAAGUGUCAGACAUGGCGACGUACACGGAAUAUAAUCAAGCAAGUUCUGUGGAAUCUUAUAGAAAUACUCCCCAACAGAAUAUUUCGUCAGGGCGACCGAACUCCUCAGAGUCACACGUUAGUUUUAAUCAUAAAAAUAAGGAGGAAGAAAAAGACAAGCGUCAGAAAUACCUAACUGCUAAGUACGGACAACACCAAAUGAUGUUGAUACGAAAAAGAUUGGCAGUGGAGGACUGGCUUUAUGAUCAGUUGAGAGAGCUCCACGACUGUCAGGAUGACAGUGAAGAUCAUGACUGCAAUCUAGAUCUUGAAGACGUUUUAAAUCUUGACUCAGACAGUGAAAGAAGAGAAUAUGCUGAGCGGGAGUUGGUGACUGCACGAGUACCCAGGGAGGAUGUAGAGAGGUUUAUAGAUGAGCUGAUAAAGAAAUCAAAAACAUUAUAAGAACAGUGUUUGGUCUCAGUGUGAUUGUGAGUGAAUGCGAGAGACGGUGAAUAUCUCAUCAGGGACUACACACUUCAACAACGCAUGCAACAGGGAUCCACAAGGCUCUGCACACAAGCCAUUCUACUCAGUAUCAGCAGGAUCAGAUAAAGAUUUCAUUUUAAAAAAAUUGAGGAUAUCUAAUUAUAUUUUUAUCAGCAAGCAAUUGGAUGCCCAGUAAUUUUGUACAUGUACUUGUGAUUUUGAGCCUGUAGAAAACACGAACUGCCAGCUGGUGAGGUGGAGUCGGCUGUUCUUAAAAUGAUUGUUUUGUAUGACUUUUUUUUAGCAACAUCUUUAUGAUUUUCACCUUUAUAAUUUACACAUGACAUACACAUAUAUAUUGUUAGGUAGAUGCAUGUAUGCUGGUAUGGUACAAGAAUUGUAAUUUAAAAAGUGCUGCAUUUUCUAAUUCUUUUUGUUCCCCAUUGAAAAUACAGAAUAGAAUUUACCCAUCCGUUGAAUUGUUUGGCAUAGGCAAAUUUCUGUGACUUAUGAUUUUUUCCGGGUAAAUGAAAUUUUUGGAUACAGUUGCUAGGUUUUAUUAUAGCACAAUUCUUGAUUCAUUAUGUAGUUAAAAGUACAUGUGUACUGCCAAAAAUGUGGGGAAAAAAUUGUGAUAUUUUUCUGUGUAUUGCUUAUAACAAUGGAUUGGAUCUAGUUUCUAUAGACUUUUGGCAUAUUUCAGAGUUAUGUGUUUAACACUUUAUUGGCAUUUAAGGACAUUUUUCUAUUUGGAAAAAAAAAUUUGAUUGCCUUAUACCUCAAUGUCAUUUGAAAUCCCUCCAUUUAAUCCUUGACUGUGAGAAAUAAUAUUUUAUAAAGAAAUUAUUUCCACGGAUUGUAAUGCUUUUCAGUUGUUUUUGAUUUAUUCUGUUUAAAAGCAUACAAUUUACAUUAGCUAUCUUGAAUAUUAUACAUGUUCGAUGCAUGUACGGUAAAACUCAACAGAUUGCUUUCAAUUGCACUGGUGACAUAUUGUGAAUGCUGUUCUUGGUUUUACCUUCAGUAUGAAUACUGAUCCUUUGACCCUGAAUAUCAUUCUAUCCUUGGUUAGUAUGCAUGCAUUGUUUACUGAAUAGGGCGUAUACAAAUUUAUCUUUGAUCAAACUGACAGUAGAAGGGUCCUUUAUCUAAAUAGCGAUAUCUAUUAAGAUUUGAUAACCUUAUGUUUACUAGUAAAGAUUAUGAUUUUUUAAAAACACAUUUGAAUCACUUUUAAAAUUACCGGUAUGGGUUUGUUUUUUGGUUUUUUUUUUAUUAUAUAUAUAUAUAGAAUUUAUUUCUUCAGGUAAGCUUAGUGACACAGUCUCCAAUUUUUAUGUCUUUUAACUUUACAGGAAAAUAAUUCCUGAUAUUUACGGUUUUUAAUCAAGUGAACUCACAGACAUCAUGUUUCUGGGUUGGUUUUUUUUUCUUCAUAUAAUUUAUUUCAGAUUAGUUUGUUAAUGUAUAAUGACUUAGUCGUGAUUCUAGGUCUUGACCUAGUUUUUGUGGGAUGUCUUGACCUAGUUACCGUAGGUUGUGAUUUUACAUAUUAUGAUACAGUCCCCCCCCCCCACAGAUCCUCUAGUUCAUUCCACAGUUUACCCCCUCCCCACUGAACAUUUGUCGUUAGGGUGUUUGUUUUAUUGCUAAUUUUUGUGUCCUUGCAUACAUUUUCCUGCCAAAUUUUUUGCAACAUUUUAUUGUAUAAAAAAGAAUAAAAAAAUCUGUCUUUUGUGAUGUGUUGAUAGGAUGUUUGUACCAUUUUGUUUGCUUUAAAUUCAGUAAAAUAAUGGCCCUUUUCACAUGUAAUGUCAGCAAUAAUUAUUUUGUGUGUUUAUUAUGAGCCAUGUGCCAAUAUACUCAUUCUGUACAAACUAUAUCGUUAUUUUGCUGUACAUUGGCAUUUUAUUUUUGAUCUAUUUUUGAGAUUCGAUUUCAGUACCAUACAUGUAAUUUUGUGCAGAAAUGUUCUCAUGUGCUAACAUUCACAUGUUUGCAAAUUGUAAAUUCUUUCAUACUAAUAAGCUGUAGUAUCAAGUAUUAGCUGCUAUAAUAGAAAUAACAGACCAAUACAAAAAAAACUACUGAAAGAAAGAGGUUCAAUAUUUAUUAUUUCUUGCAGUGUAAAUGUUACAGACUGUGUAAUGCACUUCGUGCAUAUGCACAGUACAUGUGUAUGUUUACAUUGUAUCUUGAAUGAUGUGAAGAAUGUAUACUUAAACAUCUAAUGAAUAAGGGCCAGCAGGAUGAACAUAAUGUAUAAAAAUCAACAUGAUCAACAACCAUUUCAGAAGAGAGAAAAAAGUCUUUGCUUUCAACAUAAAAUCCCUUAUAUGAUAGGAGAAAGACAUGUUAAAGGUCGUGUAUCAAGACAUGUUAGAGGUCGUGUAUCAAGACAUGUUAGAGGUCGUGUAUCAAGACAUGUUAAAGGUCGUGUAUCAAGACAUGUUAGAGGUCGUGUAUCAAGACAUGUUAGAGGUCGUGUAUCAAGAUGUGUUCAAGGUCGUGUAUCAAGACAUGUUAAAGUUCGUGUAACAAGACAUGUUAAAGGUCGUGUAUCAAGACAUGUUCAAGGUCGUGUAUCAAGACAUUUAAAAAGGUCGUGUUAUCAAUGUUCUUUUCUGGUUGGUUUUACGUAGUACUCGGAAAUGGACUGUAGCAUAAAACAGAUUUUACAGUAAUGUCAUACACACUUAAUAUUUCAAGACUGUUUUAGUUGUGUUGUUGAGGUAACAUUAUCAUGUGACCUCCAUGUCUCCAGUCCAGACAGGGUUUGAUUCUGUCCACAGCUAGUCAGUCACACAUUGUGUAUUUUCUAUACUGCUGAUAUGUUUUGCAUGUUAAUAGGUGAUUUAUUUCAGCAAUAAUAUGUUUAAGAUUUGUGUAGAAAUUUUGAUUUUACAAUAAAAAAAUUUUUAUAAGUUC
This is a messenger RNA of Ostrea edulis (European flat oyster), 3524 nucleotides long. RefSeq lists its product as uncharacterized. The transcript has 5 exons. Gene Ontology annotation, biological process: regulation of phosphorylation. Gene Ontology annotation, molecular function: protein serine/threonine phosphatase inhibitor activity. NCBI's taxonomy places the organism in Eukaryota, Metazoa, Mollusca, Bivalvia, Ostreida, Ostreidae. Gene Ontology annotation, cellular component: cytoplasm. The record is from RefSeq and is a predicted model, not a curated record. Bases 141 to 572 code for a protein of 143 amino acids.